UGUUACUUUCAAAACGAGAGAAAACUAAAAUUUUUCAAAGUUUACACUAAAAAUAAUUGCAUCUUGGAGUGUCGCAGCUUUAAUAUAUUGGCGGAGUGUGGUUGUGUGCCUUUUUACUACUUAAGAAUGAACAAUACGCCAGUUUGUGGACCUGCUAAAACAGCAUGUUGGGUUACUGCAUCGCAGACUUCGUCAGAUGCAUGUGAUUGCUUACCGGGCUGUUCUGAAUUUUUUUUCAAAACAUCGUCAAUGAAUGCGCAGCUCACUGAAUCUGAUAAAAAAGAAAAUACAAAUGACCUGGCACCAAGUUCGAUAAUAUUAAGUGUAUAUUAUCAGAGUAAAAAUUUCAUUGGACAUAAUCGAAUAAUGACUUAUACAUUCGGUCAAUUUAUGGGCCUGACGCUAUUUGACCGUAUAGUGGUUCAACGGCCAUCUCCUGUUCGAGAUUGUGUUCAUUAA
This is a messenger RNA of Diuraphis noxia (Russian wheat aphid), 459 nucleotides long. Its product is annotated as pickpocket protein 28-like. Gene Ontology annotation, molecular function: ligand-gated sodium channel activity. Gene Ontology annotation, cellular component: plasma membrane. Gene Ontology annotation, biological process: sodium ion transmembrane transport. The record is from RefSeq and is a predicted model, not a curated record. Lineage: Eukaryota; Metazoa; Arthropoda; Insecta; Hemiptera; Aphididae.